Molecule: messenger RNA, 1258 nt
Organism: Rana temporaria (common frog)
Lineage: Eukaryota; Metazoa; Chordata; Amphibia; Anura; Ranidae
Exons: 6
Coding region: 174-1196 (340 amino acids)
Source: RefSeq, a predicted model, not a curated record
GUGGUAGAUGGGUCUGUGUGAUACCGAUGGAGAAAAGCGCGCUGUGAAGUUGUCGUGGAAGGUCGGUUGCGGUUAUGACAACUCAAACCUUAUCUAUGUGAAGGGCGCCGGUGUGUGGGAAAGAUAAGAGCUGAGUGCUGAGACCAUCCUGCCCGCCCGAUGCCUGUGUGUGUAUGAUGGACAAGGGACGGAGUGGUCAGGAGCGGCUACGGAGGAGGACUAUGGGGUGCCGAGGACCCACCAUGACCCUUCUACCCCUCUGCGUCACCUUCUUGGCCUUGCAUUCCAUCUCAGAUGCCGCCUCCAUCUCUCCUCGCCUGCCCAAACACAUGGUCAUGACCGCCAUCAUUGUGGUGAACCAGGAAUUGCUUGACCUGGAUCAGUUGUCUUUGAGCUGGGAACACAAUGGGCGCCCCCUGGUGGAGUACAAAAAUAAUAUCAUGACCUCUCAUGAGCCCAGGGCGUUGUUGCCUCAGGAGAAGUUUCAUGAGGGUAACUUCUCGCUGAUCCUUGUUAAUAUCACCAUGAAGGACACCGGAAACUACACCUGCAUGAUCCAAUACGACGGGACGCAACAGACCAUCCAAUACGCUCUUCUAGUAGAGAAAACCCGGAUCAAGUUGAUAGAUCUGUCACGCAAGAAGGUUGAUGAGACCAAUGAUAGGGAUGAGCAGAAGAUUAAGCUGAUGAAACGGUCAUCGAAGAAAUCUGUCCAGCAAAGCAAUCCACCAAACUCCACACCAUUUCUACUAAUUGGAGGAUAUAAAACGGUCAGCGCUACGCCUGGAGAAAACAUUAGUCUGAUGUGUAAAUUCCACACGGAUCCCUCCAUGGAACUGACCAUGCUAGACAUACGCUGGUCCAAGGAUGGUGUCCCCAUGUGGGUCUUCAACAAAGACUCCCAGGAGGAUGAAGCCAGGCUGCUUGAACUUUCUAGAGGAAACGCAAGCUUGAAGUUGACUUCCGUCCGGACGACAGACAGCGGGAGGUACACCUGUGACAUCAGAUACCGCUCACAGGAGCGUCGCUUACUCACUAUUCUCAAUGUGCAAGACAAAUCGGACCUUUUCACAAAGCCAGCAUCAACAAUCGGCAGCCCUGAUAAAUACAGGAAAGAAAAAGUCGGGAUGGUUGUCGGAGUGGUAGUCGUUGCGAACUGCCUGGUCUUUUUCAUCUACUUUUUUAUUUCACAUUAAUUUUAUUUUACCCACAAUGCUAUGCAGCUGGUCUUGUUUUGGAAUAAAAGCAGAAUAUAGGA